AUCAGCGGGCACCGCAAACUGCCCGAGAUUUCAAAAGGAAGACGAAGAAGAAAAUGUACCGAAGAACACCCGAAGUGGUACCGAAAAACACCCGAAGGCGCCUCCGCCAUAAAAAUGUGUGGAGAAAAUAAAAUUCUCUCAAAAAGUUUCCCGAAAAAAGUGUGAAAAUCAGGAAUUUCCUUGAAAAUUUGUGGGCAAGAGAAAAGUGUUUGAUUUAGCAAUGUUUAGUGGUGCCAUAAGUGGAUGGAAUUUAUUUGUAAUAUUUGAGAUUGGGAUAGUUUUCGUGGUUCUAACCUACAAACUCAGGAAGAAAUUUCCAGCGAGAGUGAAUUGCUGGUUUUGCAAUACAAACACCAGUGUACCGUAUUUGCUGAGAAAUUCGUGGACUUGUGAGAAAUGUGACCAAUACAAUGGCUUCAGUCCGGAUGGGGGCUACAAUCGGGAUGUUCCAGCGCAGUACUGCACAAAGUUGAAUUGGAGCCCAAUUAGGGGGCGCAGAGGGGGCUCCGUGAAGUCAUCCGCCCUCUCAUCCGUUCAGAGCUCCCCAUCUAAUGGCCUCUGCGAUAUCUGCAAUCGCAAUCAAUGCCUCAAAGUGCAGCAAUUGGCCUCCUUUGUGCCCCAGAAUGAACGAACAUUCAACGAGGAAGUUGAGGUGUACCGGAAGCACCUCGAUGAAGCCUACGCUCUGUGCAGGGAUUGCGAAGGAGUCCUCCGGAGGCAGCUAAAUCGCGUCAAGAGGAAGGUUCUGGGACUAAAAUUGACCAAAGCUGCCCUCAUUCUCGCAUCGAAAACCCCCAUCGUCAGCACGGGAGAUAAAAAUUCGUCUCCGCUGUACAGCAUUGCCACCCACACUGCCGUUGCACUGGGAGGAUUAAAUUUCAUCCGAGUGUGUCAAAAUGUGAAAUUCAGCGAAAUUCUUCCUGCACUGAAUCUCCCAGCAUUGGCAAUUGAGUACACCGAGAGCCUCUUCCUCCACUUUGCCGCAGUUCUCAGCAUCUUCACGGCCAUUGGGAAGUACUUCAUCAGCACUUUGGGCCUCUCCGGGCACCUCCUCACGCCCCUCUUUGCAAUCUUCAAUCCAACAAAUACUCCCGAUGCUGAUGCAGCUCUCGAAGAUUUCUUUGCUGACAUCUCCACUCUCCACCUCAUGGGGGUCGCAAUUUCCCUCUGGAUUCUCUGGCAGAGUGAUUCGGGGAAUCAAAAUAAGGCUAUUGUGAUGUUCCUGGCAUGGAGUGCAAGUAUGUGUGAUACGUUCAUUGAGGAAAAAUCCAUCCUCAUCGAUGGGAUCUUUUUGUUCCUUUCAGCGGUAACAUUCAUUGCAUCUUUUUGCAAUCUAAACGACAGCGCGGGUAGUUCGCGCAAUAUUGUUGACAUGGGAAAGACUUUUCAUCGCUUAUAUGCGGACUGUAGUGAUUCGGAAGAAGAUGAGACAACUGGUGAUUCAGAGGAAUUGGAAAGGAGUACUGUGAUGAGUCGUGAGAAUGGGAUAAAGUAUCCCCUGCGGAAGUUUAUGGCUAAUUAUCAUUCAGCUUCCGUAUCGCCAAAGCAGCAGCAACAGCGUAGCCCAGAGAGUCUCAAUGAGACUUCUUAUCACACGGUUAAUGGGAGUUUUGGGCGGAAUUUUGGGGAAAUUGAUGGACGCAUGAGUAGGAAUAGUGUUUAUUCACAGCGAAGUCCCCACAGAUUUGGGGAUUGUACGCUAAAGCCAGCGCAUUCACAGGGGAAUCUCUCUGUGCUCAAUGAUACGUUUUACAGCUUUGACAAUAGAAGUCAAUUCAGUGAGAUGAAUUCGACUCUCUGUGAUUUCCGGACGGUACGUGCGCUGCCAACGGAGGAAUUUAAUUCGGCCAUUGGGAAGUUGCGAAUUGAUGACACGGCUGGUGGGAGUGGUGUCAUGAUGCCCAAUGCUAGUGAGAAUUUGUGGCAACGGACAAGCCCUCAGCCGAGAGUGUCAAAUUUCAUCUUAGCCCAUGCGAAGGUUUCCCCAAAGAGUGGUGGACAGAAUUCCUGGGUUGCUGGUGGCUUCUGGAGUGGAUCACCGGUUAAAAAGCCCCUCAUACGGAGUCAUUUCCUCAAUACUGCCGCCGCCCCGCUUGAGGACUUUGAGCAAAUGGAAACGCGCUCAUCGUCCCUUUCGUCGGGAUUUGAGUCGAGACCGAGUUCCGUGCACGACACCAUUGGAACGCAGAAUAAUUCACGCGAAAGUUCCGUCUGUGGGGAUCCGGAAGUGACGUUUGCCUUCUCGGAGCCACUCCCGCAGAGAAAUUUCAACUGCAACGGCAUUGGGAAGAUCCUCAAUGGCAGCAAGAAGAACGAUCGCCCAAUGCCGGUGUUUCCCAUCAUCAACUCCACCACUCAGACGUUCAUUCAUCCCUCGAAAUUUGAUAGGAAUUAACAACAAACUUAUAUAAUUUAUAAUCAUAAAACUGCCACAUUUUUUGUUAUUUUUUCUUUCUUUUUGAAAUUAUUAUGGACUUUUGGAUUUAUCUUUGAUGGGGGCUCCCUCCCCCCUUUAUUAAUGUAAAUAAUAACUAUGACUUUAUUUAGCUAAAAAAAAUAAAAGAAAUAAGAAGAAAUGUUUUCUGUGAAGUAAAUCAAAUAAAGAACGAAUUUAUUAAA
Messenger RNA from Lutzomyia longipalpis, 2619 nucleotides. Its product is annotated as transmembrane protein 201 homolog. Bases 221 to 2395 code for a protein of 724 amino acids. Gene Ontology annotation, cellular component: nuclear membrane. Gene Ontology annotation, molecular function: actin filament binding; lamin binding. The record is from RefSeq and is a predicted model, not a curated record. Gene Ontology annotation, biological process: nuclear migration along microtubule. Lineage: Eukaryota; Metazoa; Arthropoda; Insecta; Diptera; Psychodidae. The transcript has 4 exons.